CGGCCCCGCAGCACCUUUCGAGGAGCCAUCGGAGCGAACGAGCGAGCGAGCGCCCAGGCCAGGGAAAAUGGCAGACGGUUUUUCGCUUAAUGAUGCCUUAUCUGGAUCUGGAAAUCCAAACCCUCAAGGAUGGCCUGGUGCAUGGGGGAACCAGCCUGGGGCAGGGGGCUACCCAGGGGCCUACCCCGGGCAGGCACCUCCAGGACCUUAUCCUGGGCAGGCACCACCAGGACCUUAUCCUGGCCCACCAGCACCUGGAGCUUAUCCUGCUGGCCCACCAGCACCUGGAGCUUAUCCUGCUGGCCCACCAGCAUCUGGAGCCUACCCAGGAAAAUCUGGCGGGCCCGGGGCCUACCCGAGUGCUCCUGGGGCCUACCCAGCAGCUGGCCCCUAUGGUGCCCCUGCUGGACCACUGGCUGUGCCCUAUGACCUGCCCUUGCCUGGAGGAGUCAUGCCUCGUAUGCUGAUAACAAUUCUGGGCACAGUGAAGCCCAAUGCAAACAGACUCGCUCUGGAUUUCAAGAGGGGGAACGAUGUCGCCUUCCACUUUAACCCCCGCUUCAACGAGAACCACCGCAGGGUCAUCGUGUGCAACACGAAGGUGAACAACACCUGGGAGGAAGAAAGGCAGCCGACUUUCCCCUUUGAAAUUGGGAAGCCAUUCAAAAUACAAGUCCUGGUUGAACCUGACCACUUCAAGGUUGCAGUCAAUGAUGCUCACUUGUUGCAGUACAAUCAUCGGAUGAGAAAUCUCCAUGAAAUCAGCACACUGGGAAUUUCUGGUGAUAUAAACCUCACCAGUGCUUCAUCCACUAUGAUAUAAUCUAGAAAGUGUGGAUGCUUAAAAUUGAAUCUAAGCUUUAACAUUUAAAAGCUUCAUGUUCACUGUGAGUGACAAAUUUACAUUUAUUCAUAUAUAUCCUUCUUGUAAGCCACAAAUUUAAUAAAUAUUCUAU
Molecule: messenger RNA, 956 nt
Organism: Castor canadensis (American beaver)
Lineage: Eukaryota; Metazoa; Chordata; Mammalia; Rodentia; Castoridae
Gene: Lgals3
Product: galectin 3
Biological process (GO): eosinophil chemotaxis; neutrophil chemotaxis; negative regulation of extrinsic apoptotic signaling pathway
Cellular component (GO): immunological synapse; nucleus; cytoplasm
Molecular function (GO): disaccharide binding; IgE binding; laminin binding
Source: RefSeq, a predicted model, not a curated record